Molecule: messenger RNA, 1308 nt
Organism: Aspergillus tanneri
Lineage: Eukaryota; Fungi; Ascomycota; Eurotiomycetes; Eurotiales; Aspergillaceae
Product: putative MFS transporter
Exons: 4
Coding region: 1-1308 (435 amino acids)
Biological process (GO): transmembrane transport
Molecular function (GO): transmembrane transporter activity
Source: RefSeq, a predicted model, not a curated record
AUGCUCGAGGUUCGAUUAGGGAUCGACCCGUCCGAGACCCAGAAAUACACCACGACUCUGCUUUCGAUCCAUGGCUUGCUCACGGUCCUUGUAGCGCCCGUGGUUGCGCAUUUUGCAGACAAGACACCUAAUCGGAAAGUCCCGUUGCUGAUGGCGUUGACAUUAUGUCUGGUCGGGACGAUUCUUGUGGCUUGGACUCCAUCUGUUUGGGCUCUUUUCCUCGGACGAUAUCUACAGGCAGUCGGCGGCUCGGCGACAUGGAUUGUCUGCUUUGCGAUUCUCCUCGAUUGUACUGCGGCCGAAAACUUAGGGAAAAUCACAGGCAUCACCAUGACCUUCGUCACCGCUGGAAUCAUUAGCGGGCCUACAGUGGCAGGAGUCCUACUAGAAUUAUUUGGUUACUGGGCCACUUGGUCUGUACCAAUGAUCAUUCUCGUUCUGGAUAUCAUCGCCCCUCUCCUUAUGAUCCAGACCCGGGAUCUACCAUCCACAUCUACUAAAACCGACACCCCAUCUCCAUUGAACGGCGAUGAAACGAUCACCGACGAAACCACGGCCCUUCUCUCAGACAAUACCUCCCCCCCACCCAAACCUGACGCAGUGGACCCUGUGGAUCGCGAUACCCCAUCACCUAGAAAAGGCUUCCACCGUAUCAUACUCUCAGAUGUACGAGUCCUAGUCGGACUAUCCAACACCCUCCUUUACUCCUCCAUCAUAUCCGGUUUUGACAGUACGCUCCCACUCCAUCUACGGGAUAUAUUCGGCUGGGGAAGCAUGGCUACCGGAUUAACGUUUUUCUGUCUUCAACUCCCGUCUUUCUUUCUUGCCGCUUUAUCGGGUAUGCUCCGUGACCGAUGCGGAGUACGAUACCCCGCUGCCAUCGGCUGGGGCCUAAUGGGUCCAUUACUGUGGCUGUUGGGGAUGCCCGGUGAUAAAAGUUUUCCAUGGGCUGGUGCAGAAGCUGGUGGGAAGACUAUAUUUCCCUGUACCUUGUUUGUGUUUGGGGCAGUUUCGAUGUUAGUUCGUGGUUCCGGGUCACUACAGUUAAAUUUGGUCGUCAAAGAUAUGCAGUCAAAAGAUCCCUUGAUAUUCGGUCCUGGCGGGGGUAAUGCUCGAGUUCAUUCCAUUUUGGAAAUGGCGUUCAGCACAGGAAUGAUGCUGGGACCCUUCCUCUCCGGAGUGUUGACGGAGAAGGUGGGAUAUUAUUACAUGACUUUUACAUUCGGAUGUAUUUCGCUGCUUCUGUCGGCCCUUUGCUUUCGUUUCUUAGACGGCAAACGGGCAAGGGGAGCUACUUCACCGGCUUGA